AGAGGCUGCUGUACGGCACUUCCCUGUCUCUCCUGCUCCAGGAACACCUCAGUCUAGGAGGCUGAAGAUGUCAUAUUCCAGCCUGCAUCCAUCCAUCCCACGUCCCAGAGGUCACCGGUCCAAACAGGCAGCCUUAGUCUUGCUGGUGGCCAGCCUAAUGAUCCUUUGGUGGUUAGAGGAUCCACCAAACCACACACUCCGGUACCUGGUAUUCUAUCUAGCCUCCCUGCAACUUGGACUACUGUUGAAAGAGAUCUGCUGUCUGGCUGAAGAGCUGUGCCAUGUCCACUCCAGGUAUCAGAGCAGCUACAGGAAGGCUGUCUAUGCUUGCCUGGGCUGCCCCAUCCGCCGUAUGGCCCUGCUGCUACUGUCCAUCUAUUUCUACUGCUUCCUCCCAAGCACUACUGGCCUGCAUCUCAUUUGGAUGCUUGCCCUCCUGGGCCUCUCACAGUCCCUCAGCAUUCUUCUGGGCCUCCAGAACCUGGCCCCAGCAGAAAUCUCUGCUGUCUGUGAGAAAAAGAACUUCAAUGUCGCACAUGGUUUGGCCUGGUCAUACUACAUUGGGUACCUGCGGCUCAUCUUGCCAGGGCUCCAGGCCCGGAUCCGAAUGUUCAAUCAGCGACACGACAACCUGUUAUCAGGGGCAGGGAGCCGAAGGCUGUAUAUUCUCUUCCCAUUGGACUGUGGGGUGCCUGAUGACCUGAGUGUGGCUGAUCCCAACAUUCGCUUCCGAGAUAUGCUGCCCCAGCAAAACAUGAACCGUGCUGGCAUCAAGAAUCGGGUUUAUUCCAACAGUGUCUAUGAGCUUCUGGAGAAGGGGCAACCCGCAGGUGCCUGUAUCCUGGAAUAUGCAACCCCCUUGCAGACCUUGUUUGCCAUGUCACAGGAUGGGAAAGCUGGCUUUAGUCGGGAGGACCGGCUUGAGCAGGCCAAACUCUUCUGCCGGACACUUGAAGACAUCCUGGACGAUGUCCCUGAAACUAGAAACAACUGCUGCCUCAUUGUCUACCAAGAACCAGAAGAGGGAAAUAGUUUCUCACUGUCUCAGGAGGUUCUCCGGCACAUUCGUCAGGAAGAAAGGGAGGAAGUUGCCAUGAGUGGCCCCCAGACCUCAGUGGCAUCCCAUUCCUCUGUGCUAUCCCAAGAGCCAAGACUCCUCAUCAGUGAUAUGGAACAGCCUCUCCCACUCCGCACUGACCUCUUCUGAGGCACAGGACAGCCUUGCCUAAGCUUCUGGUGAUCCUUCAGCUUCAUGACUGGGGCUCUCUCAAGGGCUGGGGGCCUCACAGAGAUUUCAAAUUUCCAGAUGAGUCCCACACUCCUGGGCAAGCCAUUUUACCCCUCUGAGCCUCAACCUACUCCUCUAUGGAAUGUGAUCAUAAUGAGUGCCCUACCCACCUCGUAGGGUUUUUGUGAGGAAAAACCAUGUAGAAGUUUGGUGUCAAUUGCCAGGUCAGAGAUAGGCCAAGUAUUUCCCAUGGAUGCUCCAGCAUUCUCUGCUCUGUGUUGACCAGCCUGGAUGGUCCCAGCAGACCAUUUUCUGGUCAUGUGUGCUCAAUGGGAGCUUCAGUAGAUGAAUGGAGGGCAAGUCAGGGGCAUUUGUUCUGUUAGCUGCAUGCAGUCACAGUGGGCUUCUGCCAGGUACGAAAAGGUUACUCCCUUUUUCAGUAAACAUAUCUAUUCUCAUGCUUUUGGAAGGGCUUCUUCCCCUUGCCCCUAACCCUGGAAUACUUAUCCUCUGUGGUCCUCUUAGAUCUUAUCCCUUGUAUGUGGUCCUUUUUUUGAGACAGGGUUUCUCUGUGUAGCUCUGUAGACCAGGCUGGCCUCAAACUCACAAAGAUCAGUCUGGUCUGCCUCCCGAGUGCUGGGAUUAAAGGUAUGCACCACCA
Molecule: messenger RNA, 1889 nt
Organism: Cricetulus griseus (Chinese hamster)
Lineage: Eukaryota; Metazoa; Chordata; Mammalia; Rodentia; Cricetidae
Source: RefSeq, a predicted model, not a curated record